AGGGCGUGUCCAAACAAAGGACAGAGGGGACUCCACAAUGGGAGACAGUUUUCAUGAGCAGCUGGUAGAAGACAGCGCCUUCCUCAAAGCUGAGCAGAGACUGGACACAGAGUUGGUGGACAAACUCAUCCUGCAGCUCAACAGAAUCUACCCGCAGAUUCUCACGGACAAGGAGGCCACCAAAUUCCGAAACUUGGAUGUGCCCACUAGUGUUCGACUGGGUGAGCUCCUGACAAAUCUGCAGGGCAAAGGCGAAGAAGCAUGCAAGGAGUUUUACAGGGCUCUCCACUUGCAUGUAGAGGAGGUAUACUACAGUUUGCCCACUCGGCUCCGCCUGAGAGAUGCCUUGGAUCCACUUGCAUCUCCACGUGUCUACCGACAACGACAUGUUAUGAAUGACAGAGGUCCCCUCUUCUUUCUGGGAUGUUUCGGCGUUGCUAUGGGGAUGACUAUACUCUAUUACUACAGUGAAGCUAAAGUGACGGGAGGCAGUCGGGCCCUCGGGAUGGCUGCUCUGGGUCUGAAAAGAAAAGCUCAGGAGGUUCUUAUUUGGUACACUGAAGAAAGCCUCAUGAAAUAGGGGGCGAUUCCUUCAUACCAGGUGCUUCAGCAGUACUGCUCCAUAGAAUAGCCUACUAGUCAUACCAAAGCACAGCACACUAUCUUCUCAAGGGUUCAAUACUAAUUUUGUACACAGUUUUAUAAAUUAUUUUGUUACAUUUGGCGCUUUGCCCCUCUUUACUCUCAUGUUUAUGUCUAUUUAAAUAGGUUAAAGAAAUGCAUACUCUCGAUUUACAGGAAGAUUAAACAAUGUAGUGUCACAAAUGUGGUGUAAAACCAUCUUUACACCAAGGUUCAGGUGGGUAACACCUAAAGUAUUUUUUUGCAGUAUGCUGAACUAUGUACAUUUAUUUGUGUAACUGAGAAUUAUGCUGCUUUAUCUACUCAGUCACCUCUGAUAUCAAGCAUAUUGAAAUAACUUCAGUGUCCAUCCCAAAUGAAUUCAGACUAGAACAUCAUCGCCAUCUUGCGGUCAGAAGAGGAGCUACAGCACCAAAUGUAGCCUGGUUUAUAUUGGUUUCAGAAGAGCCGCCGAAGUUCUGCUGUUCACAUUUAGACAAAAAAGAGAUUAGUCCCGUGACCAGCCAGAAAUAAUAUUGAGCAGUAGCUACAUUGUGAUAUUUCAGCAUGGAUGUAUUAUUAGGACUUGUGUUACAUCCAUGUAUUUCUGUCCAGUUCAUAGUUUAUAGCUUAGCGAUCACGUGAUUGCUUCAACCAAUGAUAUCCCGCCGUACCAGCGCAGUGCAUUAUAGGUAGGAUUACGACCAAAACAAUUUAAAAUAUACGAACAUCUAAGAGUUGUGAUAAUGAAGCGUUUACACAGACCAACCGGAUAUAAAGGAAACAUACCAGAGUUUUGUUUUGCAGAUAUAAUACUUGGAAACUUGGAAAUGCACCAUAAGUGAUACUACGUUGUAUAACUCCUCAUAUAUAUAGUGACGUGUCCCUUCUUUCACAUUGUGUUGUAUGAAAGGAGAGAAGGUUAGCACUCCCCUUGACAAGGAUGGAAUUGGCCCUUGUGGCCUGCAACACAUAUACGGUUAAGGCAUUGCCACCUACUUCGUGGCAUCUCUAACCAAGUUUUUUCACGAGUUAAACAUUAAUUUUAGACAAAGACUGAGAACGUAAACAAAUGAUGUCGUUAUAAAUUAUUAACUACUUAUCUCAAAGCACGUCUCCUGUUCACACUAUUUACUUUAAAACAGGAAGCAUGCCUAAAUAUUUCCCCUUCUUGUUUCCUCUGGGUCAGCUCAGGAUGAGAAUUUUUUUUUUCUGGUUUGCUCGUGGUAGCCUUUAGCCCAGUGCUGAAUACACGAAGGAUUGCCGCAGAUUUUACAUUUGUUGUGUUCUGUUCAGUUUGUGAGAGAUUUAUCCCAGCCUCAAUAAUUGAUAGAUAUUGCGUCCAAUACUGUGGAUAUUUUCUUGUUCUUAAUGUGCCUUUUUUCAGUUAGUUAGUUAGUGAUGAGCCUAUUUUAAAUACAAAGUACUACAGUAAAUUAAUAGACCCCAAAAUGGCAGACAUAUUACAUUUGAUGGUAUUUCUCAGGCUGUUUGUAAACAAUUUCAUUAAAAUGUAUGACAAAGAUCUUCAGAACAUAACAGUAUGGUGCUUUGUUAAAACCUAUUUCUAUGUGAUGGAGGUUAAUCUUCAGGAUUUCAAAAGGUUAUGUCAGAAGUGCCUCAAGAUACUUUUGCAGCUUGUAUUUGUAACACUUUUAUAAUAUCAUUCUAAAGGGAAAUAUUGGUGUUUGAUUUGUGUCAGUUGUCAAUUCAUGUCUACUCAUUGAUCAGUGCCUAACAGUCACAUUCUCUGUGCACUCUGCCAUGUAAAAAUGCCUUAUCAUAUGAUUGAGACUUAUGUCUUUGUACAAUAAAAACUAUGCAUGAUAAU
Messenger RNA from Seriola dumerili (greater amberjack), 2452 nucleotides. It is a transcript of the gene card19, whose product is annotated as caspase recruitment domain-containing protein 19-like. The record is from RefSeq and is a predicted model, not a curated record. Bases 38 to 580 code for a protein of 180 amino acids. Gene Ontology annotation, cellular component: mitochondrion. NCBI's taxonomy places the organism in Eukaryota, Metazoa, Chordata, Actinopteri, Carangiformes, Carangidae. The transcript is spliced from 6 exons.